UCUAUCGUGCGCGCGCGCGGCCGACUACUGUCAUCGGCUAGCAGCUUUAAUUUCAUUGCUUUAUUUAAAAAAAAGUAAGACAAAGAAAAUAGUUUUCGCGCGUGAAUUGCGAAGCCAGAAAAAAAUAAAAAAGUUUUUACUCUUCAAUAAGUUUUGAUUGAAAAAAUCGCUGGCUGGCUGGACUGUGCGUGAAAAAUAAAAUCAAAUUGGCGGGAAUGGCCAUAGUUUUUGAUUAUCUGUGAUCUUUAUAGUGCUAGUGUUGUUGCAACAAAAUCGAAGUAAAAUGUGUUGUGCAAUUUAGUUUAUUACCAGGAGCGCAGAUUUGAAAGGCGAUUGUGUGGGUCCAGGGAAUAGGGCUCAGCUAGUUAACUAGACACUAAGCUAGUGCUGACCUGUGGACUAGUUUACGAAUUGGAUUUGUCAUAAAACAAGAUGGUGCUGUCAGAUUGGUUCAAGGAGAUCGCGUAUAAGGCAGAGCUGGACCGCCAUGAUGACCCUGAAGGACAGGAGGUGGCCUACGCGCUUUGCGGGGAGAGGCCGGAGACCAUUGCCAGGAAUAUUGAGGACCUUAGGAACAUGAUCUAUGCAAGAGGAGAAUGCCAACCACCGCGCAUGGACGACGCGUUUCUGUUGCGAUUCCUGCGCGCGCGACGCUCUGUGCCCGCGCGGGCGCACAGGCUGCUGGUCCGCUACUGCACCUUCCGGGAACAGCAUCCGCACUUAUGGCGCGAGGUGGACUGGUUCAGCCUGACGCGGCUGGGCUGCGUCUUCGAGGGAGUGCUCUUUGACAGACCUGAUGUUGGCAGACUCAUCAUCUGCAGGCUAGGCCAAUGGGACCCCGACAAGGUCCCAGUAGACGACCUAAUUCGCGGCUGCUUACUACUGCUGGAAGUAGGCAUCAUGCAGCCGAAGCUGCAAGUGCUGGGAGGAACGGCGCUGAUUGACUGCGAGGGCAUCACCAUGAAACACUUCAGGCAACUCUCGCCCGCCAUCGCUCUGCAGGCCAUGAACGUUAUGGGAUUCGCGUUCCCGCUUCACCAGCGCGGGGUGCACGUCAUCAACUGUUCGCGCAUCUUCGAGACGCUGUUCCAUGUGUUCCGCCGAUUUGCGCCGGCUGAUGACCUGUGGAAACGCGUCCACUUCCACGGGUACGACUUGAGCUCGCUGCAGAGACACAUCGCCCCCGAAUGCCUGCCUAAGAGGUACGGAGGGCACCGAGACGAAGUAUCUCUGAAGCAGUGGCUGACGAAGAUCAGGAAGUACAAGAACAAGGAGUUCGACAGCGACAUGAGGAGCCUCGGAUAUUAUGCUGAUUAAAAUCUACUUCAGUAAACCGUGCUACUAAUAUCAUAAAUGACGAUAUGUAAAGUUUGUGUGGAUGACGAAACUAUAUGCGCCACUGGCGCAGUUUACACUAUGCGCGAAAUUGAUCGAACUGAAGCGCGAAACCGCGCAGAAGAAUGGGCGAUUCGAUCAAUUUCUCGCAUAGUGAAACUGCGUCGUAGCCCAAUCGGAAGGCUAACUGGCAAACAGCUCCACGAGACUAAUCUAACCUAGUGAGGAUGGAUGGAUGUUGAUUUCUUACACUUUCCGGAUUUCGAUGAAACGUUAAAGUAAUGUUUAAUUUAUACAUCAAAUUAACUAUAAAGCUCGAUUCACACAUAUCAGUGAAGCCACAGUUCCGUCACAGUGUCCGCUCAGUUCAGUUUCAGUGCUACAGUGUUGCGUCAGUAAAAUAUUUUGAAUAUUUUAAAAUGUCAGAGAGCUGUUUCAAUAUUCUUGUUCAGAAACUAUGAAGUAAGUUAUUUUGUUUUUGAUGCCGCGGCGGCGUCCGUGAUCCGACAAAAAAUAUCGUCGUCAACGAAUACGUCCUUGAUUGCCGGUGUCGGCACUGACAUUGAGAGCACUGUGUCGUCACUGACACUGAGAGCACUGUGUCGUCACUGACACUGACAAGUGGGGAUGCGUUCAUAGAAACUGUAUGAAAGAAUAUUUCGCACUGUGCCGGUACUGAGCCUGAACUGUGACUUCACUGAUAUGUGUGAAUUGGCCUUUAUGAG
Messenger RNA from Ostrinia nubilalis (European corn borer), 2060 nucleotides. RefSeq names its product clavesin-1-like. Gene Ontology annotation, molecular function: phosphatidylinositol bisphosphate binding. Bases 433 to 1317 code for a protein of 294 amino acids. The transcript has 7 exons. The record is from RefSeq and is a predicted model, not a curated record. Lineage: Eukaryota; Metazoa; Arthropoda; Insecta; Lepidoptera; Crambidae. Gene Ontology annotation, cellular component: membrane.